Molecule: messenger RNA, 3620 nt
Organism: Condylura cristata (star-nosed mole)
Lineage: Eukaryota; Metazoa; Chordata; Mammalia; Eulipotyphla; Talpidae
Gene: GLRB
Product: glycine receptor, beta
Exons: 9
Coding region: 31-1524 (497 amino acids)
Biological process (GO): nervous system process; chemical synaptic transmission; regulation of membrane potential
Cellular component (GO): postsynaptic membrane; synapse; neuron projection
Molecular function (GO): extracellularly glycine-gated chloride channel activity; neurotransmitter receptor activity; transmembrane signaling receptor activity
Source: RefSeq, a predicted model, not a curated record
GAUCCAUCUCCUGAAUUUUAACUUUUCAAGAUGAAGUUUCUACUGGCCAUUGCCUUUUUUAUUUUAAUUUCUUUGUGGGUUGAAGAAGCCUAUUCCAAAGAGAAGUCUUCAAAGAAAGGGAAGGGGAAAAAGAAGCAAUAUCUAUGUCCAUCCCAGCAGUCAGCAGAGGACCUUGCUCGAGUACCUGCCAACUCAACCAGCAAUAUAUUGAAUAGGCUAUUGGUCAGUUAUGACCCCAGAAUAAGACCAAAUUUCAAAGGUAUUCCUGUCGAUGUAGUAGUCAACAUUUUUAUCAACAGUUUUGGCUCCAUUCAAGAGACAACAAUGGACUACAGAGUUAACAUCUUCCUGAGACAGAAAUGGAAUGAUCCCAGGCUGAAACUCCCUAGUGAUUUUCGGGGUUCAGAUGCACUGACCGUGGAUCCCACAAUGUACAAGUGUCUUUGGAAACCUGAUUUAUUUUUUGCAAAUGAAAAAAGUGCCAAUUUUCAUGAUGUAACCCAGGAAAAUAUUCUUCUGUUUAUUUUUCGGGAUGGAGAUGUUCUUGUCAGCAUGAGGUUAUCUAUUACUCUUUCAUGCCCUUUGGACUUGACCCUGUUUCCAAUGGACACACAACGAUGCAAGAUGCAACUGGAAAGCUUUGGUUACACAACUGAUGAUUUAAGAUUUAUCUGGCAGUCAGGCGAUCCUGUUCAGUUAGAAAAAAUUGCCUUACCUCAAUUUGAUAUUAAAAAGGAGGAUAUUGAAUAUGGUAAUUGUACAAAAUAUUAUAAAGGCACUGGCUACUACACGUGUGUGGAGGUGAUCUUCACCCUGAGGAGACAGGUCGGGUUUUACAUGAUGGGCGUCUACGCCCCCACCCUGCUGAUCGUGGUCCUAUCCUGGCUGUCCUUCUGGAUCAACCCAGAUGCUAGUGCCGCCAGAGUGCCCCUGGGUAUCUUCUCUGUGCUCAGCUUGGCCUCGGAGUGCACCACCCUUGCUGCUGAACUUCCCAAAGUGUCUUAUGUGAAGGCCCUGGAUGUCUGGCUCAUCGCUUGUCUGCUCUUUGGGUUUGCUUCACUGGUGGAGUAUGCUGUUGUCCAGGUGAUGCUGAACAACCCCAAACGAGUUGAAGCAGAAAAGGCCAGAAUUGCCAAGGCAGAGCAAGCAGAUGGAAAAGGUGGCAAUGCAGCUAAGAAGAACACGGUGAAUGGCACAGGGACUCCGGUCCACAUUAGUACUUUGCAGGUUGGUGAGACCAGAUGCAAAAAGGUUUGUACUUCUAAGUCUGAUCUGAGAUCUAAUGACUUCAGCAUUGUUGGAAGUUUACCAAGAGAUUUUGAAUUAUCAAAUUAUGAUUGCUAUGGAAAACCUAUUGAAGUCAACAAUGGACUUGGGAAAUCCCAGGCAAAGAACAACAAGAAGCCACCCCCUGCCAAACCCGUUAUUCCAACUGCAGCAAAGCGAAUUGACCUCUAUGCAAGGGCCUUGUUUCCUUUUUGCUUCUUGUUCUUCAAUGUUAUAUACUGGUCUAUAUAUUUAUGAUAAAUCUUUUCCACUUGUAUAAAAUAAAACUGCAUUUCCUUGUGACCACCCUCACUCAUAAAUGCAAUCUGUGAAAAUUUUUGCACUUUCAGUCUUUAUUGCAUCUUGGAUGCCGUUCUAUUGUAAUAAAACUGUGGCACCUUAAUUUUGAAUGGCAGCAUGACCCUGUACUCUAGUAAUGAUGUAUAUAUGUAUAGCGAACAUGUUGCUUUAGGGAUAAAUGACAGAUAAGAUAUGCAUAAUAUAAAUCCAAUCCAUUCACUUUGUUAGCAUAAAUCGCUAAUACUUUUGAUAGCUCUGGUGAUUAUGUGCACGCUGAAACCUGUUGUGAUCACCAUUCUAAUGUAUGUCGUAUUUCAAAUUUCCAUCCUUGUAAUUUUCAGAAAAAGCCAUCAUAUUCUUGUAUUUUAGAUGGUAUUAUCACAGAGUAAGCAGAAUUAUAUUACAUAUUAUUUAAACUUUGUAAGUAGAAAUAUAUCAGUUAUAAAUCUGUGAACUCUAUGGAGAAAUAAAGUUCAAAAAAUUACAAAUUUGUAAAAUCAGCUCAUUUUGAAGUGUGCCCCUAUAGGGAGGAUGUCAGGCAAUAAAACACAGUAGGGAUUUUUGAAACAAAGGUAAAUCUGGUUUUACAUAAAUUCAUUUUGGAAUCUAGAUUCUGAUGAAAAAGUAAAGGAUAGAUAUAUUGAAUAAAUAUUUCUGAUAAAAGAAAUUCUAUUUAAUUCAUGUAAAGCUUAAAUAUAUUUUCAUUUUGCUGUAAGAGUAUACAACAUCAUUGUGCCUUAAAAAGAAUCAUAAAAAUUUAAGAUUGGGAUAAAGAAUAUGUGUGAUUUCACAUCAUUUAUUAAGAAACCAAGAGGAAAGUACACUAUUACUACAAGCAAUGAGUUGGAAAAAAAUCCAUAAUCAUUUAAGGAUGCUCAAUUCCUUGUUUUAUUAUAAUGUUUACCUAUUUUUAGGUAAAGCUAAGAUCUUUUUUCUGAUUUCAAUAUUUCUCGAAUUUGUUACAAACAUUUUGAGACUAAGUAAAAAAUAUCUUUAUGUGAGGCCUCACUACUACAUGUAUUUUACUAAAAGUCUAGACUACAUAAAUUUACAUAUUUUCAUCUUGUUCCAAUCUGAAUCUAGGCACCUUCUGAUCUACAAGAUUCCCAUUUCCUAGUAAUAUCACAGCCAAUGCACCUUUUUAUUUCUGCCAUAGCUAAAAUUAGAGCUAUCAGUAAUUCAUAUUUCAUAAACACAAGACCAAAUAAGUAUAUUUAUGUUAUUUAGAGUUUUAUUGCAACUGAGAAUUUGUAUGGUCAAGUUAAAUAAUCAAUGGAUUUUAAUAUUAUUUAUGCAGGUGUCCAUGUAUGCUAUUUUUGAAUAUUUUGUUAAAUUAUCUUCAUGCAUUACUAAACUUGAACAAAUAAAACCUCUGUUUCAUUCUGCACCCUCUAAUUACAAAAGUUUAGCUAUCUGAAUGGCUUAAGAUGCUAAAUUUAUGGACUUUACCAUCUUGGUAGGAACCCAAGCCAGAAUAUUUUAAUGGAAUAGAGUAAGACAAAGAUGUUUUGCACAGGACUUAAGCCAUUUAAUUUUUUUACUUACAGUAAUUUUAUUUGUUUAUUAUCUGUUUCUUUAUUUGCAAAUUUCAAUCUUCUUGAGACAUUUGAGUUAGAGACAGAGGUUUAAGUGUGAAAUGUACCAAGUGGAAGGCAGGUAUUAUUAUAUAGGAAUUUAUCUGUUGAAAAUAAUGUGAAUGAGUUACAUCUGUAAUGUUAUAGCCUCUUCCAUUUUAAUACCCAGAUAUAUAUAAAUAACUACUGCAGGGUUAAAUCUGUACAAAUAUAUUGCAACAAAUGGAACAUUAGAUAAUGAUCAUAACAAAAAACUAUAAUCAGUGUUCACUAACAAUUGCUUUACACUUACUAUCUUAAGGAUUUAGUCACAUCACUCCAUGGUAGUUUUGAUCUGUGUACUUUAAAUAUUAUGUAUUUCUAGGGAACUUGCACUAUAUCUACCUACAUAGCAUAUCUUAAAUUCAAUGACUCCACAAUAAAAAACUAUCUUCUCACAAAUCAGUAGGUUCUCUUAUUUUCUAUUUCCGCUAAAGCCAU